Molecule: messenger RNA, 2685 nt
Organism: Clupea harengus (Atlantic herring)
Lineage: Eukaryota; Metazoa; Chordata; Actinopteri; Clupeiformes; Clupeidae
Gene: klhl40b
Product: kelch like family member 40b
Molecular function (GO): protein binding
Source: RefSeq, a predicted model, not a curated record
UCACAUGUACCAGUAUGGAUUCCACAGCUUUGUGCUGGCCUGCCCUAUAAAUAGAGAACCAGUUGGAGAUCAUUUGAAGAGUUGUAGCAGCUGACAAGGCCAACUGCCCUGACAGAAAUACCGGUGACCCGGCCCUGCUGCUUCUCUCUGGUCUGGGGCAGAGAGUCAGAGAGAGAGAGAGAGAGAGAGAGAGAGAGAGAGAGAGAAAAAGAGAGAGAGAGAGAGAGAGCCUGUGCAAGAGCCUGAUCUGGGACAGUGGUGCGGAGAGGAGUGACUAGCAGUGACUGCCGUUUUCCCUGAAUCCAAAGCACCAGAAGGUCUUCCAGCCGGGCAAGAUGUCGCAGCCGAUAGACCCGUUAGAGGAGCCUCGCAUGUACCAGCAGACCCUGCUGCAGGACGGCCUCUGUGAUCUGCUGGAGAAUGACAAGUUUGUGGACUGUGUGCUGAAGAUCAAAGGGAAAGAGUUCCCCUGUCACAGGCUAGUGCUGGCCGCCUGCAGCUCCUACUUCAGGGCCUUCUUCCAGUCUGAGGAGGACGAGAGCAAGAAGCGGGAGAUCGUCCUGGACGAGGUGGAGCCCGGCGUGAUGGGGUUGAUCCUGAGGUACCUGUACACUUCCAACAUCAAUGUGACGGAACAGAACGUCCAGGACGUGUUCGCCGUGGCUAACAUGCUCCAGAUCCCCUCCAUCUUCACGGUGUGCGUGUCCUUCCUGCAGAAACGCCUCAGUCUGAGCAACUGCUUGGCCAUUUUCCGGCUGGGGCUGAUGCUCGACUCUCCGAGGUUAGCAAUAGCUGCUCGCAACUAUGCCUGCGAGCGUUUCCAUCUCAUCUCUCGUGACGAGGAGUUCUUUCAGCUGAGCGCCAGUGAAUUGGCGGCCAUCCUCUCGGCUGACAGCCUCAACGUGGAGAUGGAGCAGACUGUGUUCGAGUGUGUCCUCAAAUGGGUGGCCAAAGACGAAAAAAAACGCCUUGAGGACUUACCAGGCUUGUUGGACUGCGUCCGGUUCCGCUUGGUUCCUCAGGAGUACUUCAAGGAGAGGGUAGAGAGUCACAAAUGGCUGUCCAACAACCAGGAGGUGGCUAACAAGCUCCAACUAAUCAGGGAUGCGCAUGUCGGAAAACUCCCAGAACCGGAGAAGAUCAAAAGCAAGAAGACUGCACUGAAAGAGGAUGGGGAAAAGAAGGAGGAGGAACAGGAAGAGGAAGAGGAAGAACAGGAGAUCAGCCUUUUCCCUGGUAUCCUGAACGAUAACCUGCGGUUCGGUAUGUUCCUCAGAGACCUGUUCUUCAUGAUCAAUGAGGCUGGCUCAGUGGCCUACAAUCCCGUAGGAAAUGACUGUUUUGUGGCAGCCAUAUCCACCCAGAUCCCUAAGAACCACUGCAGCCUGGUCACAAAGGAGAACCAGAUCUUUGUCGCUGGAGGGAUUUUCUAUGACGAGCAGAACAAAGAGGAGCCGCUCCACUCCUACUUUUUACAGUAUGACCCCAUGACCUCAGACUGGUUGGGCAUGCCCCCUUUUCCCUCCCCACGAUUCCUCUUCACCAUGGGCGAGGCUGAGAACUCGAUAUUUGUGAUUGGAGGAAAAGAACUCAAGGAAGGAGAGCACAUUCUGGACUCUGUUAUGGUUUACGACAGACAGUCUUUCAAGUGGGGGGAGUCAGACCCUCUACCAUACCAAGUGUAUGGCCAUGCUACAGUGUCUCACGAUGAUGUUGUCUAUGUGCUAGGAGGGAAGGGAGAGAACAAACAAUGCUUGAAGAGGGUGUGUGCCUACGACGCCAAGAAGUUUGAGUGGAAGGAGCUGGCUCCCAUGACAACGGCUCGCUCCCUCUGUGGUGCCACCGUCUACCGUAACAAGAUUUACGUGGCAACUGGGGUCACAGACUCAGGCCUCACCGACACGGUGGAGGUCUAUGACAUCGCCACCAACAAGUGGUCAGACUUCCUGGAGUUCCCUCAGGAGAGAAGCUCGACCUCUCUAGUCGUCCACGAUGACAAUCUGUAUGCUGUGGGAGGAUUUGCCAUGAUACCCAAGGAGGACGCUGAAGAGCUGAAGCCCACAGAGAUGACGGACAUCUGGAGGUAUGAGGAGAGCGAGAGGAAGUGGAAAGGCAUACUGAGAGAGAUCCGCUACGCGUCAGGAGCAACCAUCCUCGGUGUGCGCCUGAACACUAUGCGCCUUACCAAGAUGUGAUGCAAAAUGGCGCCCUCUGGUGGAAAAUAAUAUUGUUGCCGGACCCGGCAGCACAGAGAAACUCAUUCAUGGUAACUGAACUUCCUCUUUCCCCACCACUCCAUUGAUGCUGUUUCACAGAACUCAUUCCGCAUUGAAGACUGAAUCCCUUAGGACUACCAGCUAGCAUUCAAGAAUCCUCUUCUGGGGUUUCAUACACCAACUCUACCAGCCUUUGAACCUGUGACUUUGGUUUUAUCUUUUCAUUUGCAAUGAAUAUUUACUUUUGGUAGAAGAGGUCUUCUAGGUGAACAGCUAUAUUGUUUCCUGUGUCCCCCAUGUGACAAAAUAUCAAAGUGAGGCCUUAUCUGAAAGUGAGGCAAACCAGCGAGGAUGCCUUCCGCUUGAUAGCAGGGAGCUUCAGACCCGACCUGGCCAGGAGAGAGUGGCCUCUAAUAUGACUGAAUGGUAACACAUUUUUCCCUGGUUCAUGUGUGCUUCUGUACACUCC